GGUGUUUGCUGUCAGUCAGAAGAAAGCGGAGCGAUGCUAGUCGUCUGACCGCAGGACUGAAGGGACAGACUGGGUUUUAAAUCAGACCGGACCCCUCUGGAAUGAGGUCUGGUGUUUCCAGAACCAGACACGAGCAAGAACGAGAGCCAUGGUGACCAAGAAAAUCCGGACAGAGUAUAUGAAGAAGUUCAAGGAUCCAAAAUGGGAGACGUUUUCCAAAUGCUACGAGGACUCUCUGAAGUAUCGUCUGACCCGGCGGGUGAUGGAGCAUUCCCACAAGCCCUGGUUCUGGGAGGGCUGGGACAGCGGCUCUGACUCCAGCGGCUGGUCCACGCCAAGGCUGACCAGGAACAAGAUCGCCCCUCUGUCCCUCCCACCGCCGACGUCUUCAGAGAGGAAGCAGAGGCUGUCCAGCCCCGGACCAAAACCGCCUCCUGAGGACGGAGAGACCGAGGUUGGAGCUGGGGAGGCGACGGUCGUAGACGCUGCACCAUCUGGAGAAAACGGUGUGAAUGAAGCCAGCGGUGGUUCGAUGACGGUGGCUCCAAACAGCAGCGGACCCUCUGAUGACACGGAGACUGACAACGGUCCUGCUGACUCGCCGUCUUCUGAUGGGGAGCCUGUAAACCCGGUACCCAGGCGACGGCACCGCCGCCGAACCCCUCGCUCCGAGCCCGGACACCGGGACAGUUCCCACGACGACAAACCGGCUGUCAUCCGCAAACCGCCGAGAGCGAAGAGCCAACCACCGAUCAGCACCAAGGAGAACCGACGGCCGUCCAGCCGACUGGACUGGACUGAGAGACAUACAGAGGUCAGGAGGACGCCGAAUGACACCAACACGUCCGAUGGCUGCGCUCAGACCCGGCGGGAGUCCGACAAACGGAGCUCCAACCUGGACCGUCGGCGGGCUCGGUCAGCUGACCUAGAGAAGAUGAGGCGGUCGCAGCUGACGGUGGUGGACGACCGCUGGAUGACGGAGUACAUGCGCUGCUUCUCCGCCCGGCUGAGGUAGAGACGGGAUCCGGCCCGACCCCUGAGAACCAUGUUUCCUCAUUGAAGGGCAGAUACCAAACACUG
Molecule: messenger RNA, 1080 nt
Organism: Chelmon rostratus (copperband butterflyfish)
Lineage: Eukaryota; Metazoa; Chordata; Actinopteri; Chaetodontiformes; Chaetodontidae
Gene: ccsapa
Product: centriole, cilia and spindle-associated protein a
Exons: 4
Coding region: 149-1015 (288 amino acids)
Biological process (GO): regulation of mitotic spindle assembly
Cellular component (GO): centriole; spindle; cytoskeleton
Molecular function (GO): microtubule binding
Source: RefSeq, a predicted model, not a curated record